GCUUCUCAUCGGCUCCUGCUAUUAUGCCAAUUCACGCAGUGUUAAUUUGCAGUUACCGCGAUAUAAUUGGUACCAAAGUGUGCGCGAAGGUGCGGGGCAUCGACCAGUACCAGUUUUGACCAAGCGGUACGUGAUUCUCUUGAUUUACGAGGACUUUUUCUGUUGCGGUGCGGACUUUUCGCCAAGCCUAACGUAGGCGUCCCACGAGUACGACCACCGGUGGCGACGGCCCGGCCGCUAGGGCUAACCCGGCGACGAGUACGACCAAGAUGACGUCCGAAAUGGAAGUGGCCACGUCGAUGGGAGACAACAUGGCGUCAGCACCGAACAUCGGCAGUUUCGGUGGGCGCACGUGCAUUGAAGUUCACGGAGAGGACAUUACACCGGAAGAAGCCGAAGGCUGGUUGGCCUCCGGCAAGCGCAUCAAGCAGAUCAUGGCCGGCAAGGAAAACGGUGAGUCCGCCGCCAUUACUCGCCAGUCUAGACCCAAGACUAGGGCCAGCUUUGCUAAGAGAGUUGCAGCCUCGGUAACGAAAGCGGCGAGGAUGCCGACAGACAUGCCGAAAGAAGACACCAAGAUAGUCAUGAGGCCACGUGGAGGUCUCAACGUAGCUAGAACUGAGGUUUCAAUAAUUAUGUCGGCCGUCAUGACGGCGACUCGAGUAACGAAGGAAGAAGGCAAAGCAGACACCAUCUGCACGAACGCGCAGCAAAACAUCAUCGUGGUCAGCACCCCGGACGAGAGGCGUGCCACGCUAUACUCUAAGGUCAAAGCCCUUAACAUAGGAGGCAGGACAUACGAAGUCAGCGCUUACCGAACGGCGCCGGACGGCACGGUCAAGGGAGUCAUCCGAGGCAUCGCCGUAGACGACUCACCGGAAGAGAUAGCCGAAAACAUCGUGAACGCGUGCAACCCCCUAGCGGUGGAGGCGCACAGAAUCGGAAAUACAACCACGGUGAUAGUACUCUUCGCGGGACAGAAAGUACCUAACUACGUCAAGUAUGGCUCGAUAUUAGUCAGGUGCGGGCUUUACCGCAAGCACUUUGACGUGUGCAGGCAAUGCGGCAAGGUCGGUCAUAGAAGAGACGUAUGCCCGAAUCCCAACACCAGAGUGUGCUUCGGCUGCGGAAUCGUGAACCCCAGCGAGGAUCACAAACACGAAUGCAAGCCCAAGUGCAAGCUCUGCGGGGGACAGCAUCCUACGGGCGAGAGGGAAUGCAAAAACAAGUACAAGAUGCCAUACGUGGUCAAAAAACGGCAAUGGGAACGCAAGAUGGAAGCCAUGCAGCAACAACCGGAUCCGGAAAGCUUUCCGCCGCUGCGAGCGCCAUCUGCCGAGAGACCCCGCGGGGAGUCGAGGCAGCGCGACAGCAGCCGCAAGAGGGACAACAGCAAGGGAGGCAGGAGCGCCAGCCGCCACAGACGGUCGCAGUCGAGGGAGAGAGUCGCCUGGGCCGACGCAGUCAAGGCAAACAUGGCAGAGAAGAGACAACCACCAGCGCAAAACGCCGCGAAGAAGAUCCAAGAGGAGAACGGGGUGGUAAAAGCCCUGAGAGACGAGAAUGAGAUGCUAAAGCGGAGAAUCGCCGAACAGGACGCAACCAUCAAGGAAAUCAACGAGAAGCUAACGACAUUAAUUGGGUUGCAGCAACAGCAGCAGCUACUGCCGACGCCCGCACAAGAGAGGAAACAAGAAGAGAUAACCGAGGACGAACCAGAGGUCGAGGUGGACCCGAGAGCCACGAAAGAGGCGGGACCGGCUCCCAAGCGGAGAGCCAUAGAGGGCGCCAAGGAACGAAAGAUAAUGGAGAGAAUCGAAAAACAGGACGACAGACUCGACCGUCUUGAGGCGACCAGCAAGGUAACCAACGAACGCCUCACUACGCUCGCGCAAGCAGUUCAGCAGAUGACAACAAACAUACAGAGCACGAUCCAGAACAUGAUGGCGCAGAUGCAAGCACAGCUGCAGACGCAGAUACAAGCACAAAUACAAGGUAUGAAAGGACAGAUCAUCGCCAAACUGCAGCAAUCAUGGACGGGACAGCACGUACAGCAGCACCCACACCGCCAGUGA
This is a messenger RNA of Dermacentor andersoni, 2075 nucleotides long. The record is from RefSeq and is a predicted model, not a curated record. Lineage: Eukaryota; Metazoa; Arthropoda; Arachnida; Ixodida; Ixodidae.